AUGAUUGCUGAUGGGACAGUUCUGCUGGAGGCAGCUGUGCUCUGCGACCAGCAUGGUCUCUCCUACUUCAAACGCAUCGAGAGCACGCUACAAGAUCUGAAAGGGAGCAGCCAAGAUCAACCCAGUGAACAGACAUGCAGUGUGGAAAUGAUGAGGAAACUGAUCACCACCAUACAAGAACAACUGCCAUGCCAGAGGUUCUGGCAGGUUGAAAUCAUGGUGUUGGUCAUCAAACACAUCGCAGUUUCUACACAGGAAGGGGAGUCAGACAAUCUCUCUGUGCUCUUGGACAACGGACUCACUGAAAUGCUAGUGUUUGUGUUUGAAGAGACCAAGAGACAUGUUUCCCAGAAUGGAAGAGAAGCUCGUCCCGAAGCCGAUCAUUUGAUGGAAGUCUUGUUCGAAACUAUCAAUGAUGUUGCUGAAUACAGUGGAGCAGCAAGAAAAUUAAAAGUGGAAGCCUUUUGUGCAAGAUUGAUCAAGCUUGUUAUCAACAGUAAAAUAAUUUUCCAUACAAGAAUGGAGGCGGAGAGGACCUUGAACCUGUUGCUAGAAGGAUGUGAAGAUGAAGACUUGACCUGGGUCGGUGAAGAUCCCGUCAUAGCAAAGCUUAUGCAGCAUCUAGCUGAAUUUCUACCAGUAGCGGGUGACUUUGAGAUGCAGAUUGCAGUCACAGAAUCCUUGGCGAGAAUGGUGACGAAAAGUGAACGCAAGAGAAGGUCUCCUGCAUGGUUUCCUUCAGGGACCAUCAGUGAAGCUUUUUUAGCCAUCGAUGACCAGCAGUUUGAUUCAGACUGCCGCAUAUUUCUGAACCUCUUGAAUAAAAGUUGCCCAGGUAGAAGUGUUUAUUCUUACUCAUGUAAGAAAGCUUUCUUGGGAGAUUAUGAGUUUGGUUGGUGA
Messenger RNA from Strongylocentrotus purpuratus (purple sea urchin), 900 nucleotides. RefSeq names its product synaptonemal complex protein 2-like. NCBI's taxonomy places the organism in Eukaryota, Metazoa, Echinodermata, Echinoidea, Camarodonta, Strongylocentrotidae. The coding region runs from base 1 to 900 and encodes 299 amino acids. The record is from RefSeq and is a predicted model, not a curated record. The transcript has 10 exons.